This is a messenger RNA of Sphaeramia orbicularis (orbiculate cardinalfish), 7641 nucleotides long. It is a transcript of the gene dnmt3ab, whose product is annotated as DNA (cytosine-5-)-methyltransferase 3 alpha b. NCBI's taxonomy places the organism in Eukaryota, Metazoa, Chordata, Actinopteri, Kurtiformes, Apogonidae. The coding region runs from base 1368 to 4487 and encodes 1039 amino acids. Gene Ontology annotation, biological process: negative regulation of DNA-templated transcription. Gene Ontology annotation, cellular component: nucleus; cytoplasm. Gene Ontology annotation, molecular function: methyltransferase activity. The record is from RefSeq and is a predicted model, not a curated record. The transcript has 22 exons.
AGGAGGAGGACGGGGAGAGAAGAGGAAGGAGGCUCCGGGAGCAAGCGAGACAAAAAGGCUCAGGCCUGGGACUGGGAAAAAAGGGUAACGAACACAGAGCGAUUGAAUGCGUUUAGAGCCGUUGAAGCCGGUACCGGUAGAAGCGCACAGGAAGGAACCUCUGCUAUCAGGACAAAAAAAGCACACACAAAAAAAAACAACCAAAAAAAAAAAAAAAAAAAAAAACCAAAAAGCUGAAAGCCCUUAGAGCGGAAGGCAGUCGAUGGAACCGGGGACCUAGUGUAGUGGCUGUGCUUUUGCAGAGGUGCUGCUGCAGAUGGGAUGUGCACUUGAACUUGACCGAAUUUUCACAGAGGAACCGGAUCACGCCGUCAGAGCACCGGCCUCAUUCACCACUAACGGCACUGGUGCUCCAGUGGCUGUGGCCUGUAGCAGAGCCCAGUGCCCUGGUCACCCUGCAGACACCCCCUGCUGCAAACACAUGCAAAAACUGCACAUUUUCAGCGCACACACCGUCUCAGUCAUCCAUGGAGUGAGUGGAUGGGAUCUGUGCAGAGUGUGGAGGGGGUGCAGAGCUGGGAUGGGCAUGGACAUGCGCGGACAACACCGCCUGUGGCCGGGGACACAAGCCGGGAUUCUGUGGAUGUUCUGCUUGUUGGUGCAGUUCUUUAGCAGGACUGGACUGCAGCAGCCUCUGCAGAACUGAAGCAGAAGCCACUGUCAGGAACCGUGCCUCAGCCCUUCCAUACAAUGAACUGAUAGAGCAACACAUGAACAGAUAUGUGCACAGUGUUUUUUGUCAGUGCAGCAGUGGAAGUGGCUGUGGUGUGUGCGCAUGUCUGUCUGACUGCUGGAGGAACUUUAACCCACACUCUGAGGGUGAAAAAGCCACAUGAAUUAUUGAAAGAUCUACUUCAAACUGCAUGAUCAUCACUCAGAUUUUGUGCAGCUUUUUGGAGAAGUUGUGUGCACAAUAGCGGAUAUUUAAGGUGGACUUGUAUGCAGCUGCACAGCCAUGCACACAUGUGGUGUCCACAGACAGACCCUAUAGGCGGUAGUAGGAACACACAGUAUCCUAUAGAAGAGCUUCUAUAUGUGACGUGGUCUGUGCAGUGGCCCAGCUUCAUGCUCACAUAAUGCCUGUUCACCAAAGACAAACCGAAAGUCAUUUUGUGGAUGUGACAGAUUUCAACUCUUUUACAGCAUGAAGUUUGCAGACUGAUGUCAAAUCACAAUCACAGUAGAAAUGAUGUUGCUCCCACGCUGAUUCUGUUUUUCUUUUUCUGAUCUUUCAGGAGAGAGAAGAGGAUUCAUCUCUCAUUUCUGUUUUUUAUUUUUUUUAAAUUUAUUUUAACUUUAUUUUUCAUAUGAAACAUCUCCCAAGCUGCACAUCACCCAUCGCAGACAUAACCCCUAAGGUCAUAAGACACUCAACAAUGCCGUCCAACACUGUCACCAACGCCACCAGCCCUGCAUUCAAAAGCUCCGACUAUGCUGAACCACAGGGAAACAGAAUGGGUGAGAGCACAAUACUGGACAUGGACCUGAUGACAGAGGAGAAGUCACCUAAAAGUAGUGCCUCUUGUAAAGUUGGCAAGGUUGGAAGAAAGCGCAAACAAUUUCCAGUGGAGAGCUGUUGCUCUCUCAGAGAUGGUGUGGGAGUGGGCAACAGCUACACUGGGAUCAGUAGGCCGUCCAUGGCACAGGUCCACAACGGAGACAUGGGCGGGCACAGAGACCGGACGUCUGAGGCCAGCUUCCCCAAACAGGAGAAGAGGGAAGUGGAGAACAGGAUCCCCAGAGAGCCUUCCACCUACUGGGCAGAGGACGGCUCCCAGGGUCAGAGCCUGAACCCUUCCCAUAAGAACGGAUUCCUUCCCAGUCAGGAAGAGCAGGACUCUGAGAAAGACAAGGACGGCAGCCUGACGCCACCGCGCAAGAAACGAGGGAGGCGGAAACUGGAGCGCCCGACCAAAUAUGUGGAGCACAAGGAGGAGGAUGGGGGAGAUGCAGUCAAGACCGAGGGAGGUCGAGGGAGGCUGCGAGGGGGAGUUGGUUGGGAGAUCAGCCUUCGUCAGAGGCCCAUGCCCAGAAUAACCUUCCAGGCUGGUGACCCUUAUUACAUUAGCAAGCGGACCAGAGAGGAGUGGCUGGCCAAGUGGAAGAUGGAGGCAGAGAAAAAAGCCAAACUGAUGUCAGCAAUGAAUGCCAUGAAAGAUCAUGAGGAGAAGGAGCCAGUGACCCAGAGAGAAGAGGUCUUCAUAAUCAAACACCCGCUGCCUUCGAAACAGCAGCAGCAGCAGCAGCCGCCGCUACUGCCGCCGCCGCCACCGCCUCAGCAACAGUCGCACACUCAGUCUCAGCCACAGCCUCAGUACAAACAGCAGUCACAGCCACCUCAGCAGCUGCAACAUCAGCAGCCGCCUCAGCCACCUCAGCCACCACAGCAACAACAGCAACAGCAACAACAGCAACAGCAACAGCAGCAGCAGCAGCAGCCCACUGACCCGGCCUCCCCCACGGUGGCUACGACCCCUGAGCCCGUGGCCAUCGGAGGUGGAGACAAGACGUCCCCAAAGCCUGCAGACACAGAGCCUGAAUAUGAGGACGGCCGUGGUUUUGGCAUCGGCGAGCUGGUUUGGGGGAAGCUGCGAGGGUUCUCGUGGUGGCCAGGCCGCAUCGUAUCAUGGUGGAUGACGGGACGGAGCAGAGCUGCCGAGGGAACUAGAUGGGUCAUGUGGUUUGGAGAUGGAAAAUUCUCAGUGGUCUGUGUAGAGAAACUCAUGCCUUUGAGUUGCUUUAACAAUGCCUUUCACCAACCAACUUACAACAAGCAACCCAUGUACAAGAAAGCCAUCUACGAGGUGCUACAGGUGGCCAGCAGCCGAGCGGGCAAAGCCUUCAUGACCUGCCCCGUCAGUGACGAGACAGAGACCUCCAAAUCAGUGGAAAUGUUGAACAAGCAGAUGAUUGACUGGGCUAUGGCAGGAUUUCAACCCACUGGACCCAAGGGCUUGGAGCCACCAGAGGAGGAGCGUAACCCAUACAAAGAGGUUUAUCCCGAGAUGUGGGUGGAGCCUGAAGCAGCGGCCUACACGCCUCCUCCGGCCAAAAAGCCUCGCAAAAGCACAGCAGAAAAACCCAAGGUCAAAGACAUUAUCGACGAGAGGACACGAGAGCGCCUUGUUUAUGAAGUGAGACAAAAGUGCCGCAGCAUCGAGGACAUCUGUAUCUCCUGUGGAAGUCUGAAUGUUUGCCUAGAGCACCCGCUUUUUGCUGGAGGAAUGUGCCAGAGCUGCAAGAACUGCUUUCUAGAAUGUGCAUAUCAGUAUGAUGAUGAUGGGUAUCAGUCAUACUGCACUAUCUGUUGUGGAGGACGAGAGGUGCUGAUGUGUGGAAACAACAACUGCUGUCGGUGUUUCUGUGUGGAGUGUGUGGAUCUCCUAGUGGGUCCAGGAGCGGCCCACGCUGCCAUCAAAGAGGACCCGUGGAACUGCUACACGUGCUGCCAAAAGGGGGUGUCUGGUCUGCUGGAGCGGCGCGCUGACUGGCCUAGCCGUCUGCAGCACUUCUUUGCAAAUAAUCACGACCAAGAUUUUGAUCCACCAAAGCUAUAUCCCCCAGUUAUAGCGGAGAAGAGGAAACCCAUUCGUGUCUUGUCGCUAUUUGAUGGCAUAGCAACAGGACUGCUUGUGCUGAAAGAACUUGGCAUCCAGGUGGAUCGCUACGUAGCUUCUGAAGUGUGUGAAGACUCCAUUACGGUGGGGAUUGUCCGGCACCAGGGUCGCAUCAUGUAUGUUGGUGAUGUGAGGAACGUCACUCGCAAACAUAUACAGGAGUGGGGUCCUUUUGACCUAAUUAUUGGUGGGAGUCCAUGCAAUGACCUUUCUAUAGUCAAUCCUGCUAGAAAAGGUCUUUAUGAGGGCACCGGCCGUCUGUUCUUCGAGUUUUACAGGCUGCUUCACGAGGCCCGGCCCAAGGAGGGCGACAACCGGCCUUUCUUCUGGCUCUUUGAAAAUGUGGUUGCCAUGGGUGUGAGCGAUAAGAGGGACAUAUCUCGCUUUUUAGAGUGCAACCCAGUGAUGAUCGACGCUAAGGAGGUGUCUGCUGCCCACCGUGCCCGCUACUUCUGGGGGAACCUUCCUGGCAUGAACAGGCCUCUGUCUGCCAUGUGCACUGACAAGUUGGACCUGCAAGACUGUUUGGAACAUGGUCGAACAGCCAAGUUUGACAAGGUGAGGACCAUCACCACUAGGUCUAACUCCAUCAAGCAGGGCAAGGACCAGCAUUUCCCUGUCUACAUGAAUGAAAAGGAGGAUAUACUGUGGUGCACUGAGAUGGAGCGGGUCUUUGGCUUCCCGGUCCACUACACAGACGUCUCCAACAUGAGCCGGCUGGCGAGGCAGAGGCUCCUGGGCAGGUCAUGGAGCGUCCCCGUUAUCCGCCACCUGUUUGCACCACUCAAAGAAUACUUUGCCUGUGUUUGAGCAGUGAAGGAAAACCUGCUCAGAACCAUUUAGGAACCACAACUCUAUGUUGUGACUAGAAAUAAGAGCCUUGAUCCUCAAAUUAUACGUUUGUAUAAUUUGCAAGCAUAAACAACAUUGACGUAGACUUCACAUUAUUUCUUGUAUUUGAAUUGUAAUUCUUAUUUUAUUUAAUUUUGAUAUGCCAUUUUACCUUUUAGCAGUGUUAUCAAGUAUUGUUGAUUUGUUUGUGCAAGCUAUACUUGAGACUAUGCUUUCUUCUCAAGACAAUGAGACAGAAAAGUGCUAAACGUCUGUUUUCAAGAACACGGCAAUGCGAUGGGAAGGAGUGGAAAGAGAAGCGGUGGAGUCAAAUGUUUCUGCUGUGUGUAAGCGCGCCACGUCAUUCAGGCUCAGGCGAGACUCAAACCUGGGCUGCGGCCACGCUUCCGCUUACUGAGCCUCACAGAGAGUGGAGAGAGCUGUGUCUGAGAAUCCAAAACACCAGAUCACAUAUACCUCUUUGUUUACAGUUUCUAUAUACACAACUGAAGGUAAUAAAGGUACUACUGUAAUAUGGUUCCAAUACCAUGGUGCUCCAAGAUGAUGAGAAACAUCAUAACCCAUGUGGCACUUCAAAUACACAAUAAAUAACAGAGCUUUUUGAAGCUGUUGCUGGAAAAACUUGUGUUUGAUGUUUUUACACUUAAUGGGGAAAAAAGACUGUGCUGUUUGGUUCACUUCAGAGGUAGGAGUGACUUACUGGAUCCUCCUCAUCCUUACCAUCCUCAUCUUUUCUGCCUUUUUCAGCUUUUAUACCGUUUGUACUGGUGCUCAUUUUAUGCUUACUGACCUACACACAGGCGUCACCGCCUGGACCUGCACAAAAACAGAAAUAUGAAGCCACAUGGGAAAUGAUGUUUUCUGUUAUUUGAAAAAGAAAAAAAAAAAACUAAGAUCAAAAGUCUGUGGUGAACUACUUUUUUAUAGUUUCAUCCUGACCAAUGACAUUACUGUACAACUGUUAGGUAAGUGUGGUGAGUGCGAGGGAGGGUGGGUGGGUGACCAAGACUGGGCGUUAAAGCCUCUCUCUUCAACUCCCACUCUCUCUCGAAACAUGAAAAAAAAAAAAAAAAAACUGUCAGGUGCAAAUCCUCAACAAUAUGGUGCGGCUUCACAAAGUUCUUCUACCUUUUUAUAGCAAUUUUGUGCUGUUUUAUCAACAUUAUAAAGCACUUUUAUAUGUAUACUUUCUUUUUUUUCUUGAUAUUUUUUUUAAUAUUGGUUCUUGUGAAUUGUUUUGUUUGUUUGGUUUUAUGAUGUGAACUGAUCUACCCUCGUGUAAUACUUUUUGUAUACAGUAGGGCUGUGCCAAUAGAAGUGAACGAAUGGAUAAUUUGAAUAUGUGAAACUCAUGUAUUUGACUCAGUGUACAGUAGAUGGAUUGACAUUUGUAACCCCCCCCCACCCCCUCCACCCAAGGCCCUUUCCCCUUCAUCCAUCGUCCAUAUUGUUCUCUGUUUUACAGCAGCGAUACAGUAUGUUCAGUACCCAGAUUCAAAGAAUGUCUAUUUCUAUUAAGAUUGUAAAAUGUAAGACAGAGUUAAAUGUGCUUUGUGUAAUAUUUUGUCCCGUAUGAAGGACAGCUGGCCUUCUGCCACUUCCCACAUAAAUCGUCAUGUUGGCAAAUUUACGUUUUGAUCCAAAUUUGGAUUACAUUCACAAACUAAAUUCUCUUGAUUGUAAACCUCAAAAGCUAAAUAUAUGGAGGAUUUAGGCUGCGGUUCGUCAAAACAAAAAACUGACACAGUGUUUGACGUCACGUUGGCACUCAAAGAAUAAAGAGAAUAGAAACGUAUGUUAUCGCUUAUCUAUAUCGUAUUUAAGGAUUGAAAAAUUUAAAUUUAAUUUCUUACUGUAAUUAAUUUCUUAAGUGACCUUACUGACAUCAUUUUUUGUCCAUGCACACAGGUUCAGUGUGAGCUGCUGUCCUCAGUGAUGCUCGUUCCCCCUCCUGAUAUGAUACGCUUUGUACAUUUUGUACAUAGUUUUCCAGUUGCUGUUGUUUUCAUUUUGUUUUUAUCUUUUUUUUUUUUUAUCCUGUAUGAGAUGUACAAAUAUAAUUCUUUGCUAAUAUAUAUCAUCAAAUUAGGAAAAAAAAUCUUAGGUUGGAUAUAAAAUCAAGUGACAAAUUUGAAUCAGAAAUUGCAUUAAGCAUUAGCUGUAGGGAGACUCUAAGUUGAUGUUUUGGGUUUUUUUUUUUGUUUUUUUUUUUUAAUUUUUCUUUCAUACUGAUUUGUUUGUGUCAAGUGAAUCCAGAUUAAAUGUGGUGUGAACAAUGUUUAGCAGUGGCCUAUGGACAGCUUUAAGAUGAACGGUCUCCACUUCACUGCACAGCCCUACACAGUGGUGUUUUAUGCUUCAGUUUUUGUUUUGUUUUUUGUAAGACUUUUAAAAGAGGGAUUGUAGGUGUUCUUUCCGAUGGUGCUAAACAUUUUAUCUAAUCAAGAAAAAUAUAUUUGGUUGGAAGAGAAAUAAACAUGUCUUGACAAUGACUGUUUUAAGUUCCUUGUAGUAAUGGAAAAGAACUAUUAUUUCACUCAUAUAAAUAUAUUAACAAAGGCAUUUUAACUUUGUACUUGAAAAAAAAAAAAGGAUAACAAAUAAUGAAAGGUUUCCUAUAUUGUUUUAGACUAGAGAUUGCUGUAGUUGGUGCUUAUUUGUGGGAAAAUCGUGUGAGAAAAAAAAAAAAAAAAACGGUAAUAACUUUUACUGUAGCAUAAUGUAUGCUUAAUACGCAUUGCUUCUUAAUCCUACAUUCCAUGAAAUGAUAUUCUCCAUGUCUGUUUUCGGAUGUUGUUUUGAACCGGUUCUUUUUUCAUUUGUUUUUAAAUUCAGAGACAAUAUUUCAUUUUACUGUUCAAGCAGGUCAAUCCUAUAUUCAGUGAUACUGUUGACACUCUGUGUGACUUUGUUUCUAUCAUAACUGUUAAUGGCCUAACUGCUUUUUCAUCAAGACCAGUUCGUACAGCAAAUGUAGCAGUCAUUCUCCACUUUGACAGCCCCCCCACCCCACCCCCCCAUACUUAUGUUUAGUGUCCAGAGAGAAGAUAAAGGCUCUGUAUGUACUUGUGCUGGAGAACACUUGAAUAAAUGUAUUGUUUUUGUGCAAAGA